AGAAGCGUGUGCUGCUACCACCACCAUAAUCAUGGAGCAAGUUUAUUAGCCAGUGAAUAAUAACAAUAAUAAUAAAAUCACAUGCUCUAUAACUAUAAAAAAACAAAACAAUAUCGCAUAUAUUGAUGUAAGUAUUCAUACAUACACGUAGACACAUAUUUCUAGGGAUAAAGCUAGAUUCACUUUUAGAAUCUUACAUAUGCAUACAUAAACAAAUGCUUAGGCUGAAACAGAAAUACUAAGGUAUAAACAUGGAAUCAUAACGAUAUAUAUACAGAAAUACAUAAACACUUACAAACACACACAUAUAUACAUAGACACACACACACGCAUAUAUACACAUAAAGUACACAGGUGUAUUAACACAUUUCUGUUUCUCUUUCAUUUACUUUUGAUCUCACUCUUAGUUCUGUGUCUCCCUGUCAUUCGUUCAGUCAUUCACAUUUUCUCCUUCACCUGUCUCUUUCUUUAAGACACUCCCUCCUGUUCUCUCCCUUCUUUCCUUCCUCUUUUUCUUUUUUUCUAUUAAUCAUCUUUUUCUUUCUCCCUCCUUACACCUUGUGUUUACUGCCUUCCUAUCUUUCUACACUCACCCUUUCACUCACACUCUCUCCAUUUAAAACCCCCCCUCUCUCUUCCUUUUUAUUCACUUACACUCUCACUCACGAUCUCUCUUCUGUCUUGUCCGUACUUCCCUGUCUAUCUCUAUUCGACCAGUAGCGGUAUUCAAGAGAACUGAAGGAGGAGAAAAAAAUAUAUAUAUAUACACACACAUAUGCAUAUAUAUAUAUUAUAUAUACAUAUACACAGCGUGUGAUUUCUUAGUGCCUUAAACUGAAGCGAAAGAAGAAAAUUAAAGAAACACAUAGUCUAAAUACACACAAGAAUGCAAUGAAGAAAAAGAAAUAGAUGAAAAAAAUUCACAAUUAAGCAAUUAUAAAUAAAUAAUUAGAAUAAACAUAUACAAAAUAAAACAAAAUACGACCAACAAUCAUAUAAAAGCAACAGCAGUAGCGGCACAUUAACAAUUACGAUAUCAACAAUUAUAAAUAAUAUCAUCAUAAACAGUAUCAGCACCGCUGACAGUUAUUGCAAUAAUAACAAUUACGGUAAGAAAACCACGGAACAAGGAUGCCUCGCAUAGGAUAUCUGCUAAGUGACAAAAAAGAGAAAAAGUUCAACUUGGAGAAAUUAGCUGUACGAUUAAGAGAGAAGGACAUUGAGUUAAUUAAGAUUGACUUGAAUUAUUCUCUUGAAGAUCAGGAACCAUUUGAUAUUAUAAUACACAAAAUUACAGAUGUGUUGAGUCGAGCAGAUGAGGGAAGUGAAAAGGACCAGUUGUAUGCAAAUAAUUUCAAGAAUUUUAUUCGAAAUCAUCCCGAGUGCACCUUAGUGGACCCAUUAGAGAAUGUAUGUCGAUUACUUAAUCGUUAUGAACAAUACUUGCAAGUACAGAAGUUGGAACUCUCUAGUAAUGGUAUAGAAGUUUUUGUUCCUACAUUUGUUGAACUCAAAUCAAAUGUUAUUGAGGAAAACAAAUGUAAAUUAAAGGCUGCCAACAUGGAGUUUCCUUUUGUAUGUAAACCUCAAGUAGCUCAGGGCGAAAUCUUGUCACACGAGAUGGCAAUCAUUUUUAAUGAAGAAGGUUUGAAAGACGUGCGACCACCAUGUGUAGCUCAAAGUUUCAUCACUCAUAAUGCUGUACUGUACAAAGUGUUUGUUGUUGGUGAUGAACAAUUUAUCUGUGAGCGGCCAUCUCUCAAAAACUUGACUGCUGGUGAUGACAAGACCAUAUUUUUCAAUACUAAUGAUGUGUCAACACCUGAUGCCACCCACUUCUUGAAUGAGAUGGAUGAAAAAGAACUUUCCAGUCGACAUGUGAAACCAAAUUUCACAAAACUUAAAGAUCUUGGCAACCAGUUAAGAUCUCAUUUAAAACUUGGCCUCUUUGGCAUUGAUGUCAUUAUUGAAUGCGGGACCAAUCGCUAUGCCAUUAUUGAUAUCAACAUAUUUCCAGGUUAUAAGGGUAUUGAUAGUUUUUAUGAUUCUUUUGAGCGGUAUAUAAUUCAGUUACUGAAAGAGAAGGAAACAGAUCAGAAUAUGGAGAGGAAGCGUUGCCAAACUGUUGCAGAAGGUUGCGCUUUAUCCAAUGUCUGCAAGAAGCAAAAAAUACAGGAAGUGGCUGAAGAAGAAUUUGAUUCCAUACUGUGUACCAGUGAAAGUGACAAGGUCACGGAGAAGAACCAGACAAAAGCAACAGCAGAAAAUGGUAGCAAUGUGGAUAUGUAUCGUGAAACCAAAGGCUUGUCUUAUUUGUCAGGCACAAAUGGCAGUCUUUGCGAGCAGAAUGGACACUGCAUUGAGAAUGGCAACAACAACAAUAACAAUAACAAAGCCAUUUUCAUCAAUAGCAACAACCUCAACAGCCUGAAUAGUCCACUUGUAAGUCUUAAUGAUGACAACAACAAUAUCAACAGCAGUAGUAGCAAUAGCAGUAACAAUAACAUUUUAUGCAAUACAAUCAGUGGUGAAGGCCUCAACAACCUCAAAGGAGGAAACAUUCCAACUGUAAAUGGUCUAACAUGAUCAUGAUGUCAUUUAAUAUUUUUUAUUAUUUGUAAUUAUUAUUAUUAUUAAAUUUUAUUAUUAUUACUGAAGGUGGUGGAUGGCAGAAGUAGUAGAGCUCAUACUUAAUGCCUUGAAGCAUUUUAUGUCCCUUUACAUUCUGGAGUUCAAAUCUCACCAUGUCAACUUCAACUUUCAUCCUUGUGGGGGUUGGGUGGGAGGUUCGAUAAAAUAAAGUACCAGUGAAUUACUGGAGUCGACUUAAUCGACUGUAUCAUUCCUCAAAUUUUUGGUCUUUAGAAUAUAUUAGAAAACAUUAUCAAAAUAAUAAUUAUUAUUACUGGUUGAACAGAAAAUUGAUUGACGCAGUCAAGUACUGAGCUGAAAUACCUUGCAGUCUUUCGAUCUUGUCUUCAAAUUUUACUGAGGUCGACUUUGCCUUCCAUCCUCCAGAAGUUAAUAAAAUAAGUACUGGUAAUUGUACUGUAAAAUCAAGUCAGUGAAAUGUAUCCUUUCUCCAGCUUAUUUUAAAUAAGAAGCUAAGAUUAUUAUUAUUAUUAUUAUUCAUAUUGGCAGAAUGGUUAGAGUGUCAGGCAAAAUGCCUUGUGGUAUUUGUUUUGGCGCUUUGCAUUUUGAGUUCAAAUCAUACUCAGGUCAACUUUGCCUUUUAUCCUUCUGGGAUUGAUAAAAUAAAGUACCAGUGAAGUACUGGUGGGUUGAUAUAAUUGACUCAUCCCCCUCCUUUCUAAAUUACUGGCAUUGUGCCUAAGUUAUUAUUAUAAUUAUUCAGGGUGUUGGAUGGCAGAACCAGUUGAGCUCAUACUUAAUGCCUUGUGGUAUUUAUGUCCCUUUAUGUUUAGAGUUCAAAUCUUGUUGAGAUCAACUUUGCCCUUUCAUCCUUCUGGCAUUGAUGAAAUAAAGUACCAGACAAGUACUGGGGUUGAUUUAUUAUACUAUACUAUUUCUCACUAAAAUUUGUGGCUUUGUGCCCAUGUUAAAAGUUACUAUUUAUAUUCAGUAUGGCAUCAACAGUGUUGGAUUAAUGCCUUGCUGUAUUUACUGAAGACCCUUUACAUUCUGAGUUCAAAUCCCAUCUGGGUCAGCUUUGCCUUUCAUCCUUCUAGGGCUGAAAAAUACCAGUCUAGAACUGGGAGUCAAUUUAAUCGACUAAAUCGCUUCCCCAAAGUUUGUGGCUUUGUUAGGAAUAUUUUUCUUAUUAUUCUUAUUCCUAUUAUUAAUAUCAUCUUCAAAAUCAUCACCAUCAUCAUCAUUGUUUAAUCUUUGUUUCUUAUUGAAAUAUAUUUUAUUUUAAAUCUGUAAGGAAAAAAGGGGAAAACAAAGUAAUAAGAUGUAAAAGAAAAUGAAAAAAAAAAUGUAUAUGUAUGUAAUGUAUGUAUAUAUUUGUAUGUGUAUAUGCACAUGUGUACAUGUGUGUGUGUGUGUGUGUAUAUAUAUAUAUAUAUAUAUAUGCAAACAUACACAUGUAUGCAUGUUUAUGUAUAUAAGUGUAUAUGUAGAUAUAUUUGUGUGUAUAUAAAUAUAUGUGCAUAUACACACACACACACACACACACACUUGUCUAUAUAGUAUGUAUAUAUGUAUGUAUGGAGGGGUGCAGAUAUAGGUGUGUGUAUUUAUAUGACUAUGUUUUUGCAUGUAUCUAUAUAUAUAUAUAUAUAUAUAUAUAUAAUAUGCCAUAUUUACUCAAUGUAUAAUGCAAGAAAUUUGAUAUAAAAAGCAAGUGAGGAAAUUGGUGUGUAGUAUUAAACUUGCUAGAAUGUUCCAAACAAGUGUAAAAACCCCAUAACAUAUAAAAACACAUCAAAGCAGAGGCCUUGAUAUAUUCAAUUACUAAUGUAUAUACUUUAUUGUCUUCAGUUAUGAAACACUGUAUGUAUAGUGAAUUGAAUGACAAUUGUAAAUUCUAGCAUGCUGGUGGUAUGUCGUAUUAUGCAAAAGUAAUUAUCUAAUUGGUUCUUAACUGUUUGUAGCUCAGUGUUUGCUUUCACUGAAAGGUGUUUCGUAUAAGCUCCCCUAACCAAAUUUGUCAAGAAAAAAAAAAAAUAAAAGCUUCAAAUUAUUUUAAUCAAAGAAACGCAAUAGUUUAUUAAGCCAAAUUUCUUAUGCUAUCCCAUUCGGUAUUUGCCUCCUUUUAGAUAUCUAUGUGGAUUAGUGCAUGCAAUGUUAAAUUUUUAUGGAAAAUCAUUGAAGAAGGCAAUGACUUAAAUAAUGAAAUUAUAUUGGACCUUGGUAUAUAAUCACACUUCUUCUCACUAAUAAAACAAUCUACUUAUUUUCUAAUCUCAACAAUGAUGUUUUUUUUUUGAAAAACAUGUUUAGCCCUUUAGCAUUCAAUCAAGCUAUAUCUGGUCCAAAUAUUCAACCUGUCUUAUGUUCAAACUGGCUAGAUCUGGCAUGUCACACAUACCCUUACAUGGCAUUCUAAGAAUAAACAAUCACAUUGUCAAAAUCUCAAAGAUACUAAAUAAUGCAUGAUUGAUUCAAAAUAAUGUGAAUUAAUAAGUAUUACAUUUGACUGAGUAAUAUGAACACUAAAGGGUUAAAAUGUGCGUAUUGGACCUGGUUUAAAUAUUUUAUUCCAAAGAAAGAUCACGACCUGUUAAAACAUUCUGCACCACUCCAUAAUGCCAAUUAAUAUUUGCCGCUCUGUAUGAGCUCACAAGGUCCCGUUGGGUUGCAACAGCCCACGUUAAUAAUCACUGGAUUAGAGCACAUCAGUUACAUUAGUGAUAUGUGCUUAUAGUGAAAAAAGUCUUCAGUGUUGACUCAUAUAUUAAAAUGCAUAUAAAAACUCUUCCUAAGACUGCAAAUGUUGAAAUUUAAGUUAAAAGAAUUUAGUCAAAACAAAAACUUAGUUACAGAGUGGGAGCACUAAGUAAUGAUGUGUGUAAAUGGAAUGUUAUUACCAGUUCAAAUAUGUUUGAACUAGUAAACAAGCCAUUCACUGUGUUUUGUCAUGGAGAAAAUUUCUUGCUGUAGACAAGUGGUGUAUUGAUUAGGUGUACUGAUUUGGGUGUAAUUACACCAUUUGUCUACAGUGAGAAAUUUUCUGCAUGACAAAACAGUGAAUGGCCUGCUUAUGGGUUCGAACAUGCUACAAGCAUAUUUGAAUUGGGUAAUAAUAUUGCAUUGAGAAACUUAAAAAUACAUAACAGGGAAAAAUUAUGUAACUGAUUUUGUAGCCAGAAAAAGCACCAGUGGCAUCAUAUUCAAGAUUGCAUUGUACUUGAGUAAAAAGUGUAUAUUUGUAUGUGUAUAGAUGUGUCUCUGUGUGUGAAUGUAAAUAUGUAUAUGCAUAUACAUGUAUAUGCAUGUGUUAAUGUCUAUAUAAGUAUAUGCAUAUGGAUACAUGCAUAUAUAUAUAUAUAUAUAUAUAUAUAUAUAUAUAUAUAUAUAUAUAUAUAUAUAUAUAUAUAUAUAUAUAUAGGUAGAUGCAUUUAUUUGUGUUUAUAUAUAUGUGUAUAUAUGUAUGUAUACAUGUAAUAUAUAAUGCAUGCAUAAUUAUGUAUAUAUGCAUGUGUAUGUAACUGUAUGUGUGAAUAUAUAUAUAUAAAUAUACAUAAGUGUAUAUACAUAUGUAUGUUAAUAAAUGUGUGUGCAUAUAUAUAUAUAUAUGUAAAUAUGUAUAUAUGUGUGUGUAUAAAAGAUAGUAUUCAAAAGGCCUUUUAGCAUUGAAUUUUACACAUCUUUAAAUUCAAAAGGGACUUCUGAUUCACUCUGUCUGUCUGCAUGAAUCUUAUGUAUGUACCAAUCUAUAAUGUGUGUGUGUGUGUGUGUGAAUUCACAUCUCUAUGUAUGCAUCUAUAUACAGUGGAAGUUGCUUAUUGUGAUUACUUUUGGGACAGAGUAUGCGGCAUAACAAUAACUGGCUGAUAACUUUAAGCAAAUAUAGCUAUAUUCCGAGAUUGUUUGGGACCCAUUAAAUUUUUUUAACAAUACUGGUUUGAUAACAUUGCCUACGAUUAUUAUAAGCAGCUUCCAGUGUGUGUAUGUCUAUAUCUGUUUAUAACGUGUGUAAAUAUAUAUAUAUAUAUAUAUAUAUAUGCAUAUAAACCCAUGUUCAUGAAAAUAUAUGCAUAUUUACAUACAUGUAUAUAGGCAUAUGUAUGAAUAUAUAUAUAUAUAUAAAGAAAAGCAUAUUUGUGUGUGUGUGCGUGCGUCUAUAUGUAUAUAUGCCUGUUGUAUAUGUAUGUAUAUUAUAUGUAUAUAUAUAUAUAUAUAUAUAUAUAUAUAUAUAUAUAUAUAUAUAUAUACAUACAUACAUACAUUAUAUAUAUAUUAUAUAUAAAUAUACAUACACACACGUGUGGGUGUAUAGUCACAUAAAUGAAUGCAUGCACAUGUGUAAAUGUAUAUAUAUAUAUGUUAUAUAUACAUGCUCAGUCAUAUGUUUUAUAUAUAUAUAUACUUGCUCACUUGUGUGUGUAUAUAUAUAUAUAUAGAUAUACACACACGCACACAUAUAAACACCCACAUAUGCACACACGACUUUUAAAGUUUUUAUUUUCUACAAACUGCUCUACUAUAAAUCAUGGAACAGAAAUUAUUAAAGGAGGAAAAAAAAAAAUUUACAAAUUAAAAAUAAAAAAAGUGAAGGAGACAUCCCAAAAAUAUCUAAAAAUACAAUAUUCUGUAAAAGAACAAAAGAAUUACAAACCAUUUUAGCUGUCAUUUUGAAUUUUGAAAAACAAACUAAGAACAAACUAUUUUUUGCCUUGCUAUCAUAUAUCUUUUAGUUUUUUAUUUCUUUCCCUUUUUUCCUUUGCCAUUUUAUAAAUAUAUAUUUUUAUUUAAAGGAAUAAAACAAUAUAAAAAAAUAUAACCAAGCGAAAUAAAAGAUAUUAAAAGCAAAA
Molecule: messenger RNA, 7439 nt
Organism: Octopus bimaculoides (California two-spot octopus)
Lineage: Eukaryota; Metazoa; Mollusca; Cephalopoda; Octopoda; Octopodidae
Product: inositol-tetrakisphosphate 1-kinase
Biological process (GO): inositol trisphosphate metabolic process
Cellular component (GO): cytoplasm
Molecular function (GO): magnesium ion binding; inositol-1,3,4-trisphosphate 5-kinase activity; inositol-3,4,5,6-tetrakisphosphate 1-kinase activity
Source: RefSeq, a predicted model, not a curated record